Molecule: messenger RNA, 4028 nt
Organism: Siniperca chuatsi (mandarin fish)
Lineage: Eukaryota; Metazoa; Chordata; Actinopteri; Centrarchiformes; Sinipercidae
Product: protocadherin beta-15
Exons: 1
Coding region: 563-3049 (828 amino acids)
Biological process (GO): homophilic cell-cell adhesion
Cellular component (GO): plasma membrane
Molecular function (GO): calcium ion binding
Source: RefSeq, a predicted model, not a curated record
AUUGAGUUAAAUCAUUGUGUCACAGGGAUUAAUCAUUGUUCAGGUGUUGCUUUUGCUGUGUCCAUCCUCAGUUGCUUCAAACAUGAAUGUUCAUCUUGUAUAAUAUUAUACCACAACCUGAUGUUUCCCUAGUCUUAUCUUGAUCACAGUGCAAGAUGAUUAAAAAUAUCAGCAGAUUUAAUGCAUGUGUCUCAUAGCAGACUGUCCACAGUUGUAAUUAUCAGCCCAGUCUCUUGGUGACGCUCUUUCAUAAUGUCUGACUCAUGGUGCUAUGGCAUGUCUCACUUUAUCUGUGUCAGUGUAACUGGAGUAUUGGGUUAGAGCCAAGGGCUGUGUAGGCAUGCGUGUUUGUGUAUGUGUGGGUGUGUAUGAGGGAGAGAAGGAGAGAGAGACUGUGUGUGUGUUUUGUGUAUGUGUUAGUGAGAGAGCGAGAGAGAAGUGGUGAAAUGGGGAUAGAGAGAGAGGAAUCCAAGCUGACAGCUUCCGUAAUAGAGCAUGAUUAACUCAGUAUAGAGAAGCAGGGAACGCUGGAUUACAGCAGCAUUUUCAGUUCGACAUUUGGAUGUAUAUGUUGUAUUUAGCUAUAAUGUUGAAAGUACAGUUUCUGAAAGCAUGUUUAAUAAUGGACCAGCGAAAAAACUUAAAAUGGUGGCUGCAUAUUUUACCGUUUAGCCUCCUUUUUGGUGUUUCGUUUGGAGAAGUCCGUUACGUCCUUCCAGAGGAGAUGCAGCGGGGGUCGGUUAUCGGGAACGUUGCGCGUGAUCUGGGGCUGGAAGUAACGGAGCUUGGUGCUCGUCGAGCCCGUGUUGUUGCAGAAGGAACUAGCCAGCUGUGUGAACUGGACGCUGCGUCAGGCAAUCUUUUGAUCAGCCAACGGAUAGACCGAGAGGAGCUCUGCGCGCAAGCCAGUGUCUGUGUCCUACAGUAUCAGCUCUUACUUGAAGAUCCCCUUCAAGCAUACAGCUUAGUUUUGGAUAUUGCAGAUAUAAAUGACAACAGCCCAGUGUUCGCUGCAGGGGAGAUCAAACUGGAUUUAGUCGAAUCCACAGUUCUGGGGAGGCGCUUUCCGUUGGAGAGCGCGCAUGACCCCGAUUUGGGAACCAACUCAGUCCGUGAAUAUAAACUGAGCCCGAAUGAUCACUUUGCACUGGAAAUGAGUACCCAAAUUAACGGCAAUGCUUAUCCGGAACUAGUUCUUAAAAGGGCCUUGGACCGGGAGGCACAAGCUGAACAUGUACUGAAAAUCAAUGGAAUUGACGGGGGAAAUCCAAUCAGAUCAGGAACUGCUUCUAUCCAUAUCCGUGUUUUGGACGCCAAUGAUAAUGUCCCAGUUUUUAGCCAGCGAGUUUACAAAGCCUCUGUGCCAGAAAACGCGGCCAUGGGGACUGUCAUAUCAAUGCUGAAUGCCACGGAUGCAGAUGAAGGUGUUUAUGGAGAGAUAACAUACUCUUUCAGUCACCUGUCAGACAAGAUGGGAGGAAUUGUUGAAAUUAACCCUCUGAGUGGAGAAGUUCGGGUGGCGGGUCUUAUUGACUAUGAAGAGGAUAAUACGCACGAGCUGGAUGUUCAGGCUAAAGAUGGGGGUGGUCAGGCCUCUCACUGUAAACUUAUAAUUGACGUCAUUGACGUAAAUGACAAUAAGCCUGUGAUAGAGAUUAAAUCAGCCUCUGCCAACGUGGCUGAAGACUCCAAACCAGGAACUAUGGUUGCUCUGAUUAAUGUUUAUGACAUGGACACUGGGAGCAGUGGGCACGUCACGUGUACAAUCUCAGACAAUGUUCCAUUUAAAUUUGUAUCAGAGGUCAAAAACUAUUACAUGUUAGUGACUGACGGAAUACUAGACAGAGAACUUCAACCAGAGUAUAACAUCACAGUUACUGCCACUGAUGCGGGCUCUCCCUCACUCUCUAGUCUAAAAGUUAUAACAAUCGUGGUUAAUGAUAUAAAUGAUAACCCCCCGACUUUUACGCAGAGCGUGUACAAUGCCAACAUCUUAGAAAACCAACCCGUUGGCACGUUUGUGAUGAAAUUGAAAGCAGAGGACAUUGACGACGGAUCUCAUGCUAAAAUACUGUACCAAAUAUCAAGGGACACACACUCAGAACUGUCCUCCUUCCUUACCAUCAACUCAGAAACAGGGGAGCUCUUCACAUCGCGCCUCUUUGAUUACGAAGAGUCAGUUCACUUCCAAAUUAAGGUGACAGCUCGAGAUGGAGGCGAUCCUCCACUCUCCACCACCUGCACUAUAAACGUUUUUAUUAAGGACCAAAAUGACAAUGCACCUGUUGUCCUAUAUCCUGUCCAAACUACCGGGUUCAUUGCUGAAGAUAUGGUACCAGUUGAAGCGCCUGGAGGUUACCUGGUUACUAAGGUGGUAGCUGUGGACGCCGACUCUGGCCAUAACGCCUGGCUUUCCUACAGAAUAAUCACAGCAACGCGGCCUAACCUGUUUAUAGUCGGUCUGCACACAGGAGAAAUCAGAACUGUGCGAGCAUUCAUGGAGGACGAUGAACCGAAACAAACUGUUGUGGUUUUAGUAACGGAUAACGGGCCUGAAACUCUCUCUGCCACUGUUACAGUCAGCAUAGUAGUUGGUAACGGGCUGCCUGUUUUAAAUGAGCUCUUUGAGUUUGCAGAUGAAUCACAGGACAACGACAACUUAACGCUCUAUUUGAUUAUCGCUCUGACCGCCGUUUCCUCUCUUUUCAUCAUUUUAAUCAGUGGAGUGUUUUAUUUUAAGCUUUGCCGGCGUGGUUAUGUUUACCGCUCAACCACUGCUAGUCUCCCCGUUUUCCCCACGGCCUACUGCCCCCCUAGUUUUACAGAUUUAAGCCAUUGCGGGACCCUACUGAAAGAUGAGCGGUAUGAUUCCUUCUUGACCACUGGGUCGUGGAGAGGCGAUUUUCGUUUCGGCUCCAACACAGACACUGACACACUGAAGCAAAGAAGUGCAGCCUACCAAAAAAACACCCUAAGGCGCACCAGUACAGACAGAGCUAGUCUGAAGGUGAGGGCAGGUGCACCGCAUCCUUGUUAUGUGGUCAAAUGAGAGUCGGCCAUAACACAUUGUAAAUAUGUUGAAAAAUAAUCCCUGUGCGGUUAAUUCAAUUUGGACCCUCUGACUGUCAAAUGUGUUAUAAUUGCAUUCAUUUUUCUCAUGGUUGCAUAGAAGUACUAGAAAAACACAUAUUGCGGUUGUGCAUGUUUAAAAUGUGAACAUUUUAGUAUUUGUGCAUGCAUGUGUUGUCAGUGCAUCAAUAGCCUAUGUUUUGUAAUGUUCUUGGAUUUUUGCAUAUAACUUCAACCUCAACCUGACCAACGACCUGACCUUACAGGGUCCGAACAUAGACAACAAUCUUUACCUUGUAGAUAGUCUCUUCUGGAAUAUUUUGGAGAAUAGUAUCAUAGUAGCAAAAAUAAAGUAAUUAUUCUAUCUACAGCCGUUUUGUUUAUGAUUCUUUUUAGAGAAUGAAAAGGUCUGCAGCAGACAGUUGUUUGUCCCCAAACAGGACAUGGAGUGUUUAUGAACAACAGAAGUAUGAGUAAAAGUGUUUUCCCUUAAAAGCUCAACACUUAAAUAUUGCAUUAUGAGUUGGGAUGAGGGAUAUAACCUAUUAAGUACAUUACAUAUGGUUGAUGUGUCUCAUUUCAAGCUAAUUUCCUAAUUAGCUAAAUCUACCAUGCAUUUAAAAUGCAUGGUAGAUCUUUCUGACUACUCUAUCGCUGUCUUCUGAGAGCGACACAGUUGAGGAAAUGUAGUCCUAGUGAUUCAUUUUUUGCUUUGUGGUAUAUUUAUCUUUGCUUCUGUUUUUGUGUAAAACGGCCUUCACACUUGUAUUAAUUAUGCAUUUUUGACUUGGAAUACACUGCAGCCGAGUUUUGAUAAUGCUAUAUUGUGUUUUCAGAAAAUAACGCUAAUAUUGUUUUGUGACAGACAUAAAAGCUUUGCACUUCAUGCGAUGAAUUGAACAAUAUGUAAACAGACUAUAACUGUACACUGAUGAAAAAUAAACUUGAAGAGAAGAUUG